Trichoplax adhaerens is the source of this 1059-nucleotide messenger RNA. RefSeq lists its product as uncharacterized. The transcript has a single exon. The record is from RefSeq and is a predicted model, not a curated record. Gene Ontology annotation, molecular function: RNA binding; poly(A) RNA polymerase activity. NCBI's taxonomy places the organism in Eukaryota, Metazoa, Placozoa, Uniplacotomia, Trichoplacea, Trichoplacidae. The annotation marks the transcript as partial. Gene Ontology annotation, biological process: mRNA stabilization.
CAACAUUUACAAACGCUAAAUUAUGGCCAAGUUGGUAAAUUGGUUGAACUAUUAGAGACAUGUGUUGAAAUUCAUGGUUACGGUAACUUACCUACUUUACAAAUCCCAUUAAAAGAAUUAUUGCGAAAAGUUAGAAAUAACUUAAGAAAAGAUAAUGUUAAUGUGCGAAAUAUACGUUUAAAUGGCGGUACAGCUAGUUAUAUCUUAAAUCAACAUCACUAUUAUAAAAACAACUCUCAGUAUCAACAUCAUCACCAACAGCAACAACUACGACCUGCUAUUAAACCUCAUUACAACGACAUUGAUUUAGUCUUCAACGUGGAUAUGAGCGAUGACAGCCAGGCACAAGUUAUCUUAACUACAGUAUUGAGAACUUUACUUGAAUAUCUACCGGAUUCAAUAGUUCGAAAUGGUUUCCAGUAUUACAUGCUGAAAAAAGCAUAUCUGAUUAAAUUAGUCAAAGUUUUCAAUGGUGCUAAUCGUUGGUCAUUGAUAUCGUUUCGUAAUUAUUACGGUCGAAAUGUUGAAUUUAAAUUUGUAGAUACCAUAGAACGUCAGUUUCAAUUUUCGGUCGACUCAUUUCAAAUUUUAUUAGAUUCUAUCCUUUCCUUAUAUGAUUACAAAUUAACAUUAAUUGAUAGCCAAUAUAUGAGUAGUAAUUUUUAUCCAACAGUUAUAGCCGAGUGCUUAUACGGCGAUUUUGAUCUUGCUACUGAACAUUUACAUAAGAAAAUUAUCGCCACAAAAAAGCCUGAAGAGAUACGCGGUGGCGGUUUAUUAAAAUAUUGUUCUCUAUUAUUACAAGGCUACAAGCCAGAAUCAGAAUUACAAAUGGGCGCUAUGGCACGUUAUAUGUGUAGUCGAUUUUUUAUCGAUUUUACGCGCCUUGAACAACAAGAAGAACGUUUAGUAAGUUAUUUAGAUUGCCACUUUCAUAAUGAUUAUCCUAUCAAGUAUAAGUACUUAUUAAUCUUGAAGAGCGUUAUUAAACGCAAUACCGUCUGCUUAAUGGAUUUAGAAAGGCGACAAACUCUACGUUUAAUCAACAAAUUAAUCUAU